Molecule: messenger RNA, 2778 nt
Organism: Eimeria necatrix
Lineage: Eukaryota; Apicomplexa; Conoidasida; Eucoccidiorida; Eimeriidae
Product: gamma-adaptin, putative
Exons: 9
Coding region: 1-2778 (925 amino acids)
Biological process (GO): intracellular protein transport; receptor-mediated endocytosis; Golgi to vacuole transport
Cellular component (GO): Golgi apparatus; membrane coat; AP-1 adaptor complex
Molecular function (GO): clathrin-cargo adaptor activity
Source: RefSeq, a predicted model, not a curated record
AUGCUAGGCUAUCCCACACAGUUCGCGCAGGUGGAAUGUAUUAAGCUUGUUGCCAGCAACAGGUUUGCAGAGAAGCGCGUAGGUUACUUGGGUUUGACAUUAUUGCUGGACGAGUCCUCUGAAGUGUCUAUGCUGUCAACGAAUUCCUUAAAGCAAGAUCUGCAGCACACAAAUCAGUACAUCAGCAGCUUGGCACUGUCUGCAUUGGCCAAUGGCUCCCCCCGAGAGGUCUGCCGUGCCCUGCUGCCGGAGGUAGAGAGUCUCCUGAGCUGCAGCAACCCCUUUAUACGCAAGAAGGCGGCAGUAGCUGCAGCAAAGUGUGUUCGCCGUUUGGGAGAUGAGGCUGUGUCUUGCUUCGCGUCAACGCUUCCAGUACUUGCCACUGACAGGAGCCAUGGGGUGCUCCUUGGAGCCUGCGCGCUGCUGUUCGCCGUACUCGAGACACAGCCAGACCGCAGAGUGGAGUGUCGCCAGCAGCUGCUGCAGCCCCUUGCCAAGGCCCUCAGGACCUGCAGCUCAGCUAGCCACCCACAAAGCGCCGAAUAUGACAUCGCCGGUAUUGUAGAUCCUCUUCUUCAGUCCAGGCUUCUUAGGGCCGUUGCCCUGUUGGCUGAAGGGGAUGCAACGGCGACUGCAGCCGUGACGGAUUUGCUGGCGCAUGUUGCCACCAACACUGACGGAUCUAAGAACGCGGGGAAUUGCGUGCUGUACGAAUGCGUGCGUGCAAUCGUCUCUCUCGACACAGACCAAGGUUUGCGUGUAUUGGCUUUAAACAUUCUCGGACGGUUUCUGUCUUCUCGAGAACAAAAUCUGAAAUACGUCGCCCUAGAAACACUUCACCAACUCCUUAGAACAGACAGCAGCGCAGUCACCAGACACCGUGACACUCUUCUAGAGUGCCUGAAGGAUUGUGACACGUCAAUCCGUCGGCGGGCUUUGGAGGUGUUGAUAGCUCUACUCUCUCCCCAAAAUAUUCGCGUUCUAGGUCGGGAAUUGCUUUCAUUCCUGCUAAUCUGCGACAAGGAGUUAAAGCCCUUCGCAGCUGCCAGAUUGGCCAUGGCGACUGAGACACAUGCGCCCACGCGACGCUGGCAGUUCGACGCCACUCUCAAGCUCCUGUGUCUCGCAGGCCAGUAUGUAGAGGAAUCGGCAGGCAAUGAGUUGCUCUCGGUAGUCCUUCGGACCCCUGAGCUUCAGAGCUAUGCUGUCCACAAGCUUUUCUUCUGUCUUCGAGAGGGCAGCGCCAACAGCCCCGUGCUCGCCAAGACGGCGCUGUACUGCGUGGGUGAGUUUGGCGAUUUGCUGGUGGCUAAGGACAAAACGCAUUUGCUAGCUGCAGAUAAGGAACACCUAUUGGGGGUCCCUUCGGGGUCCUCCGAUGAUCCAUCGGCCGCUGCGCUAUCUCUUACUGCUGAAGAGGUCGUGGACACCCUGGCGGCGAUUAGCCAGGCGCUUCAGGAAGGGCAAGGCAAGAAAGGAGGGAAUGCAGCAGCAAUUGCUGUUGCUGCUGCGGCAACUGCAACGAGUGCACCUGCGUUGUCAUCUAUCACGGAGGCGCUGAUGACUUGCCUCGCUAAACUCACCACAAGAUUGCCAGACCAGAGGAGUAGGCUGCUAAACUUGCUGCGGAACUUCACCAGCAGCAGGUUGCUGGAGGUGCAGCAACGCAGCUUGGAGUUUGUGUCACUGCUGGAGUCCACGGAGUGGCAGCCGGCGGACAUUGAGGCAAUCUUUGAGCGGAUGCCGCUGCAGCAGCAGCAGCAUCGCGAGAAACCAGUGGGAGAGGUCUGCUUCGACCUAGCAGAUCUUCCCUCGGAUUUGUCCCCUACAGGAGAGAGAGGCCUACCCACUUCAGGUCCCUUGACAGCAAACAAAGCGCAGGCCGUCAACGGCACUGGGGGAGCGCAACUACUCGAGCUCGACGACCUUCUAGGCCUUGCCGCCUCCCCGCCCCCUUCCCAAAAGGAGGCGCCUCAGUCUCUUUCUGGCAGCAGCGGCGCAGCAGACAGCAGCAGCAGCAACGGCGGCUUGGAUCUACUUGCCGACCUUUUGGGAGGGGCAUCUCUGUCUGCGCCUGGAGCAGUACAACCAAGCUCCCAGCGUUCUAGCGGAGCAACAGGAACCGUUGCUCUGCCAGCAGUCACCACAGACCCUUUUGCGGGUCUCAUUGACCUUGCGAAUCCGCCAUCAGCAUCAUCAGGCUCUGCAGCGGUCUCGCCGCCCUCGGUGAAUUCCGGCGAGCCGCUUGCUUCUCUGCUGGAGUCUGCGUUGAGCCCUCCCAGCCCACAAACUACGGCAGCUGCAGGAGGCGCUACUGAUCCACUAGCAUUGGCUUUGAAUGCAGAAAGUACCCCGGAUUCAGCAGCGGGGGGACGUGAUGGUGUGUUUGCAGUGCAGGUGCUGGAUGAAGAAGGCUUGCGCGUUGUUUUGAAGUGCCGUCGGCUGCCCUCGGCAGCCUGUGAGAUUGUUGCCGAGUUCACAGCAAGCCCAAGCAGCAAGCCGCUGCUGCAGUUUCGGUUUGAAGCUGCUGUACCCAAGUAUCUCCAGCUGCAGUUGGACCCCCCGACAGACUCAACAGUGCUUCCGGGGGCCCCUCCAGUGCAGCAGCGCCUGCGUGUCACCUCUUGCCCAGCAGUGUCAGUAGCAGCUACGAGCCCGCAAAAUGAACCAAAGCCACUUCUCAUGAAGUGCCGUGUGACGUAUCUUAGAGACGGGGAAACAGUGCAGAAGGGCACCAACGUUGCCUCGUUUCCGGCGGGGCUGCUGGAACCCUACUAG